ACAUUUUGGUGAGUGUUGUCAUUCGUGAAGUUUUCUUCCUCCUCUUUCCAUGUUUUGAGUGUUUUCUACGCAAACCAUUUAUUGUUCCCUCCUUCUGACAUAACCACCACCACACAUCUUAUCCACAUGCCUUCAUUUCCACGAAGCAAAAUCAUUUAACAAUCACACAACAAAAAUUCUGGUUUUUGAGUACAUUCAAGAACCAAGACUCAAACACUCAUUUUGUUUCUUGAAAGAAAAUAACCGUAAAAAUAACUCAUUUUUGUUGCAAGUUUCUUUCUUUCUUUUUGCUUUGUUGAUGAUAAUGGAGAAAAAACCGUCCAAGGGAAGAAGCUUCCUCAGCUUCUUUGACUGGAAUGGAAAAUCUCAAAAGAAGCUCUUUGUAGAUGUUGCAAACCAAGCAAAGGAAAACAUUCAAAUCAUGCCAAUGUCACAGAUAAAGAUGGAUGAAAAUGUAGAAAGUCCUAGUAGUAUUGCAUGUAGUGAUUUUAGCUUUGCCUUAUCAAUUACUAGUAGUGAUGAUUCUGAAGAAUGUGAAACCAGUAGUAGUAACUCCCCAGGGCUAGUAGCUAGACUCAUGGGUUUGGAUUCAUUGCCUCCAGUUUCAACUCUCUCUCAUGAGACUGCUCUUCAUUCAUUGAAUGACUUUUGUCAUGUAGAUUCCAUAAACAUGGCACUUAAGUCAAACAGAAUGUCUUUGGUUGGACCUUUAUCUCCCUCCUUGAGAGCUCCUGAACUGCGAGAGAAGUCGGAAGCGGCGCAGCGCGAAUCCGGGUUUAAUGUGAAUGAAAAACCUACUGAGAGGAGAAGAAACUUAUAUAAGGGUGCUUCAACCUUUAAAGACUCGAGAGAUUCAGGAAAUAGUAGUUCCCCACAUGGUAAAGGAAAAUCUGUUUCACUUGCAACACCAUCUAAAACCAAUGUGAUAAGUAAGGAUACAUUGAAUUUGAAUGGAAAUAGGAGAUGCAUGAAGCAGAAAGAGAUAAAACCAAACCAAAAAAACUGUAUUGGUCGAAACAGCGAUGUUCUUAGGCCGAAUGGUUUAACCAGCAAAGGUAAAUCAACUAGAAAAGUUCAUGACAAUAAGCCGACACAAACCCGUUCUUCAGAAAAUUUGACCGGAGCUAGAAAGACAACAAACAAAUGUGCUGUUACUUCCAUCAUUGAAUCCAAAAGGUCGAGUACGAGAGUAGCUGAUAAGCAAAAGGAGUUUUCAGUAUCCAAAAGAAAGAGUUCUUCUUCCCCAAAGAGGUGUGAUCGGAAUGGCGCACGAGGUUUUGAUAAUGCAGUUAAAUCUUAUGAAAGCAAGUCCAUAAAAUGUAAUGUUACAACUGAUGAAAGCAUUUACAACUAUUCAUUUAGCAUGAAAGAAAGCAGGGAUGUCAUUUCUUUUACAUUUACUUCUCCAUUGAGGAGACACAUGCCUGAGUCGCGAUCCACUACCGAGCAAGCAGUGGAAACAAGGACUGAUAUUGAUGUCGAUGCAUUAAGUGUCAUGUUAUCACAUAUUAACCCACCUCAAUGCACCUUGGAAGUAGAAGAUUGUUCCAUUGGUUUUAAAUCUAUUUCGGAGGACAGAUUUAACAGCAUGAUAUCAGAACCAAUAGAAGAUAGAACAGUUUAUUCUUCCAUGCAAGAAGGAGAAGUAUCUAGCUCUCAAACAAAUGAAUUUAUAUCACCAGAAUACAAGGUGAAUUGGUCUGAGCAAAGCUCUACAAGAUCAGAAAGGAUGAAGGAACUUGAAUAUGUAAAGGAUAUACUCAGCAGUGCAGAAUCGAUGGCAGAAGAAUUAGCGUUGGAUGAAACCGAAAAUAUGAUAAUGCCAACUCUCUUCGAUACGUUGGAGAAUCAGAGAACUGAGGUAGAAAGCUAUGAAGAGUACUCUAAGCUUCAAAGGAAAGCUAUAUUUGACUGUGUAAGUGAGUGUUUAGGAUUAAAAUGUAGGCAAGUUUUUGUUGCAAAGUGCAAAACAUGGCCUAGAUGGGUAACAUUUAUGAGGAAAAGGUGGUUAACAGAAGAAGUGUACAAGGAAAUAUUGGAAUUUAGAAGCAUGGAAGAAGAGGUAGUUGUGGAUGAGAUUUUCAGAAAGGACAUGUGCACCCCAUUGGGUAGAUGGCUUGACUUUGACAUUGAAGCCUUUGAAAAUGGCUUAGAAAUUGAGCUUGACAUAGUAAACUUUAUAAUAGAUGAAUUGGUAUCUGAUUUGUGGCUUGUAUAAACCUUUGGUAUCAGCCAUUAGGUUCUUGGCCUUUUCAGAUUUUUUUUUUCUGUUUCUCUUCCACCCAAUCAAUGAAAGAAACAUUGUUAACGAACCUCA
Messenger RNA from Lathyrus oleraceus (garden pea), 2317 nucleotides. RefSeq lists its product as uncharacterized. The coding region runs from base 299 to 2218 and encodes 639 amino acids. The record is from RefSeq and is a predicted model, not a curated record. The transcript has 3 exons. NCBI's taxonomy places the organism in Eukaryota, Viridiplantae, Streptophyta, Magnoliopsida, Fabales, Fabaceae.